Messenger RNA from Stomoxys calcitrans (stable fly), 1076 nucleotides. Its product is annotated as sericin-2-like. The coding region runs from base 145 to 1047 and encodes 300 amino acids. Lineage: Eukaryota; Metazoa; Arthropoda; Insecta; Diptera; Muscidae. The record is from RefSeq and is a predicted model, not a curated record. The transcript has a single exon.
CAUCAUUUAAACACUCUGCAUCAACAACAGGCUGCUGCAUUUCAUACAACGCACAGGGUUGCAUAUGGUAGUUUUGACACCAAUGCAAAUUCGUUCAGCAGUAAUGCAGCCACGGAUGAUGCCACAGGUAACGAUGGUGCAGCAAUGCAAACAAGUUUACAAACUGCCACCACCACCAGCAGCAGCAGCGAAAGUAGCAGCAAUAGCAGCUCCAGUGGAGCUACUACCACAAAUACAACACCAACCAAUGUUGUAGCAGGGGCUGCUUCAUCAACCUCACCAUUGUCAUUGGAUGCCCCUUGCAGCGGGGGCGGUGGUGGUGGAGCUGCAGGUUAUAGUGCUGGUGGCAUUGGCGUUAAUUAUGGUACAACAUUUUUUGGCAAUGACUACCAUCAAUUAACCCAAUCAGCAUUAAUGGCCAAUACAUCGCAAUAUGCGGCAGCAGCAGCCGUCUCAUCGGCUGCCGCUAUGCAGGCCUCUAGUACAGCGAUGUUAACGAAUUAUUGUGAUGCUGCCAUGAUGAUGGCUGCGGCAGCCGUUAAUGCCAAUCAGUGUUUGCAACAGCAACAACAGCGUAUCGCUCUAAUGGCCAAUUGUCAGAGUGCCAUAGACGAACAUGAGUUUGUGGCAGCAACAAGUUACGGCCCCAAAGAUGUGGUUAUGAUGCCCACGAAUGUUGUCUCUUCGGCCGCAGCAGCCGCCGCUUUGGUAUCUUCAGGCCUGUCAUCGGCCUCUUCAUCCACUUCGAUCACAUCGGCAACCUCAUCGCUGCUGUCAACAACCACUUCAUCAACCACAGGCGGCAACGGCUUGGUGGGCAGCGUCCAACCUUCAACGCCAAGGGAGCUAAAUGCAAGCGAAAGGCAUAGCAAUGGCAUCGAAACAAAGGCUUCCCCAAGUCCGCAUGCAAGCACCCCCAACAACAUUGUCUCAUCCACAGCUGUAAGUAUUAAAGCUAAGGAAGAGUUGAGCGGCGACAUUGGCCCUGAAACGCCACCAAAUUUUAUCGAUAUCAGUGAAGUUCCUCUUAUAGUGGAUGUCAAGUAGUGUAAUUAAAAAAAAACAACAAAAUCAAA